GUUCCGGAAGGGUCUGGAAGUCUACCAGACAGGGAUGCAGCUUCUUGUUGUCGUCUCUGAACUGGAGGAGGGAGGAAACAGACAGACAGGGUUAUUACAUGACCAGGGCCCCAGGGCCCAUAGGGUGCCUUUUUCCAUGUCUGCCCGGUGAUCAGUGCCACUAUCCAAGCGUUGCUGUAGCAGUAUUUUCUGUCCGUUAAGGGUAGCAGACUCACUAUUCCAUAAGUCCAGCCCUGCUCGAUGCGGGUGAUGGCCCACAGCUCAUGGAUGUUCUCUGCCAGCUUCUCCCUGAUCUUCUCCAGGUGGGGCGGCAACACGAUCUGGAGCACACACAGGGUAAAGGUUAAAGGUCAGAGGUCCGCAGAUCAAAGGGAAGAGGAGUAAAUGGACAGCCUUAUUUGGUACCUGAACAGGGUUCGGGCUAGGGACAGGGUGUGUGUCUUACCUGAACAGUGUCUACGGGAUUGGGGGUAAAGGAGGUGUGUGUGAGGGACUGGGUUGGCCCCAGCAAGUUUCGGACUCCGUCAAAGUCGUGUUUGUACUCCUUGAUGGGUUCGAUCCUCAUCCUUUCCUUGGGUAGCAGAGCCUCGUAGCACGGGGCAUAGCCCGGGGGGGGCAGGAACUUAAAGUCUCCAUGGCGACCACCCAACAGUAAACGAGCUCUGAGGAGACAGGAAAUACAGUGGGGUCAUUUUAAGGGCGAGGAAAAACAGUGGGGUCAUUUUAAGGGCCAGGAGACAGGAAAUACAGUGGGAUCAUUUUAAGGGCCAGGAGACAGGUAAAACAGUGGGGUCAUUUUUAAGGGCCAGGAGACAGGAAAUACAGUGGGGUUAUUUUAAGGGCCAGGAAAAACAGUAGGGUCAUUUUAAGGGCCAGGAGACAGGUAAAACAGUGGGGUCAUUUUAAGGGCCAGGAGACAGGUAAAACAGUGGGGUCAUUAUAAGGGCCAGGAGACAGGAAAUACAGUGGGGUCAUUUUAAGGGCCAAGAAAAACAGUGGGGUCAUUUUAAGGGCCAGGAAAUACAGUGGGGUGAUUUUAAGGGCCAGGAAAUACAGUGGGGUCAUUUUAAGGGCCAGGAAAUACAGUGGGGUGAUUUUAAGGGCCAGGAAAUACAGUGGGGUCAUCUUAAGGGUCAGGAGACAGGAUAUACGGUGGGAUCAUUUAUAGGGCCAGGAGUUUUGCAUGAACACGAGACCUGACCAGACUCUUUCUGUAAGUCUCAGGAUCAGAAGCGCAUUGAGCCCUGGUGCUGCUGAGUCCCUGGUCCCCGGCCAUCUCCCCUUUACUCUCAUCAUUAACUGUCUGUCUGGCUGUCUGGUCAACAUUACACCUCAUCCAGAGCUAUUUACCACGAGCACAUUCACCUUAGGUAGGCAAAAUAUCAAUCAAUUAAUCAAUCAAGUCUAUCCCCCAUAUUGUUAUAUAUUAUAUUAUAAUAUAUAUUAUUCCAUCUUACUUGACUCCAGCAGAGAAGCUGAUGACGGGGAAGAACAGUCCAUCUACGUUGAAGUUCUCGAACAUGCCCUGGACCGGGUGGCCGUUGACACGGAACGAGAUACUGGGCACGCUCAGAUCCAGACAGCACGACACGACAUCAUCAGCUGCCAGGGCAUGCUGAUUGGGCGACGCCACCUGGCGGGGGACGUGACCUGGAGGGGAGAGGGGAGGAGUCAGGGGACAACUGAAAUACUAGUCUGGUUCCAUACUAUAUGUGCUGUGGUCUGGUUCCAUACUGUAUGUGCUGCGGUCUGGUUCCAUACUGUACGUGCUGUGGUCUGGUUCCAUACUGUACGUGCUGUGGUCUGGUUCCAUACUGUACAUGCUGUGGUCUGGUUCCAUACUGUACGUGCUGUGGUCUGGUUCCAUACUGUACGUGCUGUGGUCUGGUUCCAUACUGUACGUGCUGUGGUCUGGUUCCAUACUGUAUGUGCUGUGGUCUGGUCCAUACUGUAUGUGCUGCGGUCUGGUUCCAUACUGUACGUGCUGUGGUCUGGUUCCAUACUGUAUGUGCUGCGGUCUGGUUCCAUACUGUAUGUGCUGCGGUCUGGUUCCAUACUGUAUGUGCUGUGGUCUGGUUCCAUACUGUAUGUGCUGCGGUCUGGUUCCAUACUGUAUGUGCUGUGGUCUGGUUCCAUACUGUAUGUGCUGCGGUCUGGUUCCAUACUGUACAUGCUGUGGUCUGGUUCCAUACUGUACGUGCUGUGGUCUGGUUCCAUACUGUACGUGCUGUGGUCUGGUUCCAUACUGUACGUGCUGUGGUCUGGUUCCAUACUGUAUGUGCUGUGGUCUGGUCCAUACUGUAUGUGCUGCGGUCUGGUUCCAUACUGUACGUGCUGUGGUCUGGUUCCAUACUGUAUGUGCUGCGGUCUGGUUCCAUACUGUAUGUGCUGCGGUCUGGUUCCACACUGUAUGUGCUGUGGUCUGGUUCCAUACUGUAUGUGCUGUGGUCUGGUUCCAUACUGUAUGUGCUGUGGUCUGGUUCCAUACUGUAUGUGCUGCGGUCUGGUUCCAUACUGUAUGUGCUGUGGUCUGGUUCCAUACUGUAUGUGCUGUGGUAUGGUGCCAUACUGUAUGUGCUGUGGUCUGGUUCCAUACUGUAUGUGCUGUGGUCUGGUUCCAUACUGUAUGUGCUGCGGUCUGGUUCCAUACUGUAUGGGCUGUGGUCUGGUUCCAUACUGUAUGUGCUGUGGUCUGGUUCCAUACUGUAUGUGCUGCAGUCUGGUUCCAUACUGUAUGUGCUGUGGUCUGGUUCCAUACUGUAUGUGCUGCAGUCUGGUUCCAUACUGUAUGUGCUGCAGUUGGUUCCAUACUGUAUGUGGGUCCAUACUGUAUGUGCUGCGGUCUGGUUCCAUACUGUAUGUGCUGUGGUCUGGUUCCAUACUGUAUGUGCUGUGGUCUGGUUCCAUACUGUACGUGCUGUGGUCUGGUUCCAUACUGUACGUGCUGUGGUCUGGCUCCAUACUGUACGUGCUGCGGUCUGGUUCCAUACUGAAUGUGCUGCGGUCUGGUUCCAUACUGUAUGUGCUGCGGUCUGGUUCCAUACUGAAUGUGCUGCGGUCUGGUUCCAUACUGUACGUGCUGCGGUCUGGUUCCAUACUGUAUGUGCUGUGGUCUGGUUCCAUACUGUAUGUGCUGUGGUCUGGUCCAUACUGUAUGUGCUGCGGUCUGGUUCCAUACUGUACGUGCUGUGGUCUGGUUCCAUACUGUACGUACUGUGGUCUGGUUCCAUACUGUACGUGCUGUGGUCUGGUUCCAUACUGUACGUGCUGUGGUCUGGUUCCAUACUGUAUGUGCUGUGGUCUGGUCCAUACUGUAUGUGCUGCGGUCUGGUUCCAUACUGUACGUGCUGUGGUCUGGUUCCAUACUGUACGUGCUGUGGUCUGGUUCCAUACUGUACGUGCUGUGGUCUGGUUCCAUACUGAAUGUGCUGCGGUCUGGUUCCAUACUGUACGUGCUGCGGUCUGGUUCCAUACUGUACGUGCUGUGGUCUGGUUCCAUACUGUAUGUGCUGUGGUCUGGUUCCAUACUGUACGUGCUGUGGUCUGGUUCCAUACUGUACGUGCUGUGGUCUGGUUCCAUACUGUAUGUGCUGUGGUCUGGUUCCAUACUGUACGUGCUGUGGUCUGGUUCCAUACUGUACGUGCUGUGGUCUGGUUCCAUACUGUAUGUGCUGUGGUCUGGUUCCAUACUGUAUGUGCUGUGGUCUGGUCCAUACUGUAUGUGCUGCGGUCUGGUUCCAUACUGUACGUGCUGUGGUCUGGUUCCAUACUGUACGUACUGUGGUCUGGUUCCAUACUGUACGUGCUGUGGUCUGGUUCCAUACUGUACGUGCUGUGGUCUGGUUCCAUACUGUAUGUGCUGUGGUCUGGUCCAUACUGUAUGUGCUGCGGUCUGGUUCCAUACUGUACGUGCUGUGGUCUGGUUCCAUACUGUACGUGCUGUGGUCUGGUUCCAUACUGUACGUGCUGUGGUCUGGUUCCAUAC
Coregonus sp. 'balchen' is the source of this 3985-nucleotide messenger RNA. The record is from the annotation of a GenBank genome assembly. NCBI's taxonomy places the organism in Eukaryota, Metazoa, Chordata, Actinopteri, Salmoniformes, Salmonidae.